GUGUGAAUUCAAAACAAUCCAUCAACGAUCGGCCCGCAGACCGGAUAGGUACAUCGUGCGUCCAGCACUUAAAAACCCUACCGUGGCUCCACAGCGGUAUUAGUACGCGAUUAGCCACCGGCAGAAGCAAACACACGUUCUGAAGUGAAGUGCGGGAAUCAAAUCGAGUGAAAAUGGUGAUUGUUCGGUUCUUUAGUGCGGUUGACGAUGAACAGCGGCAAAGGAUUCUGCACAGAUUCCAGAAGGUCAAUGCGCACGUAAUCAGUCUACGAGUGGAGAAGUGUUAUCACGUACAGAACUCCAAAUACAGUGAGUUCCCCCGCGACGUUGAGAAGCUGUUGCGCUGGAUUCUGAAGGGACCACAACAGGAGGACAACCUGUCGGCGGUUUCCACGCUCGCCAAAGCGAAGGAAAACGAAGAGCUGGUUGAAAUCGGCCCGAGAUUCAACUUUUCCACUGCCGAUUCGACCAACAGUGUGAGCAUUUGCCACAAUGUUGGGCUGCAGUUCAUCGAUCGCAUCGAGACAUCCUUGCGGUACCUGAUCGGGUUCGAUUCGAGCCGUUUUUCCGAGAAGGACUUGGUACCUCUGAUGGAUGUGAUUUGCGAUCGCAUGACCCAGUGCAGGUACACCAAAGCCAACAUCCCGCAGAAGGAUUUCUACGAGAACUUUGCGCUGUCGGACGAAAAGUGGUACACGGUACCGGUCAUUGAACGCGGCGUGGAGGCACUGAAGGAAGUGGAUAAAAAGUUAGGUCUCGCCUUCGAUGACUGGGACUUGCAGUACUAUACCAAUCUGUUCCGGAAUGUGCUGAAAAGAAACCCCACCAAUGUGGAACUAUUUGACUGUGCCCAGUGCAACAGCGAACACUCUCGCCACUGGUUUUUCAAAGGUCGGAUGAUUGUCGACGGAGUUGAAGAGGAAAAAUCGCUGAUCGAUAUGAUCAUCGAUACGCAAAAGUUUUCCAAUCCGAACAAUACGGUGAAGUUUAGCGACAACAGCAGCGCCAUCAAAGGAUUUUCACAUCAAAUUCUGACUGCAAGCACCCACGCUGUACCAGGCCCGUUGGAAGUGAAGCCCAUCAAUUCGGACCUGAUAUUCACGGCCGAAACCCACAACAUGCCAACGGCGCUCUCGCCGUUUAGUGGGGCAACAACGGGCACUGGAGGCCGAAUUCGCGAUGUUCAAAGCAUAGGCCGUGGGGGACUGCCGAUCUGCGGAACAGUCGGCUACUGCGUGGGAAUGUUGAACAUUCCUGGCUAUGAACUGCCCUAUGAGAAACAACUGGAGUAUCCUCCUUCGUUUUCAAAGCCGUUGAAGAUUCUGAUAGACGCCAGUAACGGAGCGUCGGACUACGGAAACAAGUUUGGAGAACCUGUUGUAUCGGGUUUUACCAUAUCUUUCGGAAUGGUAACCGAUGACAAGGAACGGUUGGAGUACGUGAAGCCAAUCCUGUUCAGCGGUGGAAUCGGAACGAUGAACUCGAAGCAAAUCAACAAGUUGGAUCCUGAGCCAGGAAUGAUUCUGACGAAGCUCGGUGGCCCGGUUUACCGCAUCGGAGUCGGUGGUGGCGCCGCCAGCUCGGUGGAAAUCCAAGGCGACAACGACAGCGAGUUGGACUUCAAUGCCGUGCAGCGUGGUGAUGCCGAAAUGGAGAACAAGCUGAAUCGGGUGGUACGUGCUUGCAUCGAAAUGGGCGAUAAGAACCCGAUCCUCGCGAUCCACGACCAAGGUGCCGGCGGAAAUGGGAACGUUUUGAAGGAGCUGGUUGAGCCGGGAUGUGCGGGUGCGGUAAUUUUCUCCAAGGAGUUCACGCUGGGAGAUCCUACGAUCACGAUCAUGGAACUUUGGGGCGCUGAGUAUCAGGAAAAUAACGCCGUGUUGAUCGCUCCGGAGCAUAGGCAGUUGCUGUUGGAGAUUUGCGAACGUGAGAGGUGUCCGGUGAGCUUUGUCGGAUAUGUCACGGGAAAUGGUUAUGUGACGCUCGUUGACGAAAAGUUUGACUCCAGCAAAUACUCCAAGAGAGAUAACCCUAAAAACUUUGCUAAUUUACCAUUCGAAAUGCACUUGGAUAACGUUUUGGGUAAAAUGCCACGAAAGGAGUUCAAAUUGCAGCGAAAGCCCAUGAAACUUAAUGAAUUCGAUUUAAGUAACAUCAAUCUAAUGGAAGCGUUGAACAGAGUAUUGUCUAGCAUCACCGUAGGAAGCAAGCGUUACCUGACGAACAAGGUAGAUCGAUGUGUUACCGGUUUGAUUGCACAGCAGCAGUGCGUCGGGCCGCUUCACACGCCUCUGGCGGACUAUUCGAUCUCUGCCGUGUCCCAUUUCGGAUUCGAGGGAAUUGCUUCGUCGAUUGGAACUCAACCCAUCAAAGGUCUUUUGAACAGCGCAGCCGGUGCUCGUAUGUCCGUGGCUGAGGCCGUAUCGAAUUUGGUGUUCGCUGGAAUUACACAACUAGCGGAUGUCAAAUGCUCCGGAAAUUGGAUGUGGGCUGCAAAGCUGAACGGCGAAGGCGCCAAAUUGGUGGAUGCCUGUAGAGCUAUGUGUGACUUUAUGGGAAAAUUGCAUAUCGCGGUUGACGGUGGCAAGGACUCUCUUUCAAUGGCUGCACGUGUGAAUACCGAAACAGUUAAGAGCCCCGGUACCCUGGUUAUCUCCACGUACGCACCAUGUCCAGAUAUUCGGGUGAAGGUCACUCCAGAUCUGAAGGCAGCGUCAAUGGGCUUAGAAACUACAUUGCUCUAUGUAUCCAUUGAAACCAAAUUCAGACUUGGGGGUUCCGUGUUUGCUCAGUGCUAUGGACAACUGGGCAUGCAUUCACCGGAUGUGCAACAAACCGAUGUUCUGCUGCAAGCGUUCAACACCACCCAAAAACUCCUGAAAGCGGGAGCACUUCUGUCAGGUCAUGAUGUCAGCGACGGCGGUUUGCUAACAUGCGUUCUGGAGAUGGCUUUUGCUGGACUAACAGGCGUCAAACUGGAUCUGACCGAACUGUACAAGAAAUUCGGCAAACAGUUCGAAUCACUCGACGAAGCUGCCAAGCAUGUAUGUUUCGCUGAAGAAUGCGGUUGGGUUCUUGAGGUAGAACCCAAACACGUUGCCAAUGUCCUGGACGCCUAUCGAUUGGCAGGAGUCCCCUGUAUGGCCAUUGGCCAUGCGUACAAAACUGACGUCCAUCAGAACGCUUCGGCCUCGGUUACCAUGAACGGAUCUCAAAUCGUGAAAGCAAGCGUCAUCAGUCUGUUCAAACAGUGGGAAAGAACUAGCUUCGAGAUCGAAAAGCUCCAAGCCGACGAAAAGUGUGCCGUGCAGGAAUUUGAAACCUACGACUACAGGACCGGACCUACGUACAGCUGCAGCAUCAAUCCCGAUGUGCUGUAUGCUUCCAAGGCGUUUGGUACGAAGCCGAGAGUGGCUGUGAUUCGCGAAGAAGGCACCAACGGGGAUCGCGAGAUGUGCGCUGCUCUCUACGAGGCUAACUUCGAAGUGCAUGACGUCACUAUGAGCGAUUUGCUGACCCGGAAGACUUGUUUGGAUAACUACCGGGGUGUUGUUUUCCCAGGUGGCUUCAGUUACGCCGACACGCUGGGCUCUGCCAAGGGCUGGGCCGCGUGUAUCCUGUACAGCGAUGUGCUUUCGCCACAGUUCAAGCAUUUCAAGGCACGUACCGAUACGUUCUCGCUGGGUGUCUGCAAUGGCUGCCAACUGAUGGGACUGAUCGGUUGGGUAUCCACCGAGGACCAAUCCAGCAGCACAGACGUUCCCGAUGUGGCCCUACUGCCGAACAAAUCGAACCGAUUCGAAUGCCGCUGGAGUACGCUGAAAAUUGGCGAAAACAACUCCAUUAUGUUGCGCAAGCUGAAGGGCAGCGUUCUCGGCUGUUGGGUGGCUCACGGCGAAGGACGUUUCUCGUUCAAAUCGAAGCCUGUGCUGGAUAAACUGAAGAAGAACAACUGCAUUGCCAUGCAGUACGUGAACGAUCAGGGUGAGGCCACCGAAGUGUAUCCGAUGAAUCCCAAUGGCAGCGUUGAAGGGAUUGCUGGAGUUUGUUCGCUUGAUGGGCGUCAUUUGGCCGUUAUGCCACAUCCCGAACGUUGCGCAAAAAUGUGGCAGUGGCCAUAUGUUUCGAAAGGAUUUGAUUUCCAGACUUCUCCAUGGCAUUCCAUGUUUGCUGAAGCUUACAAUUGGUGCGUUGAAAAGUAAAUCUUAUUUUGUAAGUUGAGCAUUAUGUGAACAAAAUAAAAGCUAUGAAUAAACCUUACUACAUAUUUACAUA
Messenger RNA from Aedes albopictus (Asian tiger mosquito), 4275 nucleotides. It is a transcript of the gene Pfas, whose product is annotated as phosphoribosylformylglycinamidine synthase. The coding region runs from base 174 to 4202 and encodes 1342 amino acids. The transcript has 5 exons. The record is from RefSeq and is a predicted model, not a curated record. Gene Ontology annotation, biological process: 'de novo' IMP biosynthetic process. NCBI's taxonomy places the organism in Eukaryota, Metazoa, Arthropoda, Insecta, Diptera, Culicidae. Gene Ontology annotation, molecular function: phosphoribosylformylglycinamidine synthase activity.